GACGGAUACUGGAUGUCAGCUUUCGUAACAGUAAGCAGUUUAUAUCUUAAACUUCUGAGGAGUUUAUAACUGCUGCAAUACCGGAAUGUCAGCCUUCUGUUAACAGUCAUUUGUAAUCUCACGUACUUUAGAGGGGUGUGCAUCAAAGUCCAUCAUAGCUAGCUAAGAAGCGUCGUCGGCUGUUUACGAUCAAACAUGGCGAUGAGGAGCGAAAGCAGAGUUGAAGCCGAGGUGGAGGAAGAGGAGAGCUUUGGGCCUCAACCCCUCUGCAGACUGGAGCAAUGCGGGAUCAGUGCCAGUGACAUCAAGAAGCUGGAGGACGCUGGCUUUCACACCAUCGAGGCCGUGGCCUACGCGCCCAAGAAGGAGCUGCUGAACAUCAAGGGCAUCAGCGAAGCCAAGGCAGAGAAAGUCCUGGCAGAGGCAGCCAAGCUGGUCCCCAUGGGGUUCACCACAGCCACCGAGUUCCACCAGCGCAGGGCCGAGAUCAUCCAGAUCUCCACCGGGUCCAAAGAGCUGGACAAGCUCCUGCAAGGUGGGAUCGAAACCGGGUCCAUAACAGAGAUGUUUGGGGAAUUUCGGACAGGAAAGACACAGCUCUGCCACACCCUGGCAGUUACUUGCCAGCUCCCCAUCGACCAGGGCGGCGGAGAGGGCAAGGCCAUGUACAUCGACACGGAGGGCACCUUCCGACCCGAGAGGCUGCUAGCCGUGGCAGAGAGGUACGGACUGGUGGGGAGUGACGUCCUCGACAACGUGGCCUACGCCCGAGCCUUCAACACAGACCACCAGACCCAGCUGCUGUACCAGGCCUCCGCCAUGAUGGCCGAGUCCAGGUACGCUCUGCUGAUCGUGGACAGCGCUACCGCCCUCUACAGGACAGAUUACUCCGGCAGGGGGGAGCUCUCCGCCCGGCAGGGUCACCUAGGCAGGUUCCUGCGCAUGUUGCUGCGGCUGGCUGACGAGUUUGGUGUUGCCGUGGUGAUCACCAACCAGGUGGUGGCCCAGGUGGAUGGCGCUGCCAUGUUUUCUGCGGAUCCCAAGAAGCCCAUUGGGGGCAACAUCCUGGCCCAUGCCUCCACCACCAGGCUGUACUUAAGGAAAGGCCGAGGAGAGACUAGGAUAUGCAAGAUCUACGACUCGCCGUGUCUCCCGGAGGCCGAGGCCAUGUUCGCUAUCAAUGCUGACGGAGUGGGCGAUGCUAAAGACUGAGGGGCGCAGCCUCGGACUGAGGGGCGGAACAGUGCAGGCCCAAAGUGCUCUCCCACCGACACAGAUAAAGGGGGCGCUGUCACCACUUACCAGCCAGUCCUGCAGGAGUGUCAGGCAUCAUUUUCAGAGGGAUCAUUGUGUACAUCAGUUUGUUCCAGCACAGGCUCUUUAAUAAUUAUUUAAUCAUCCCAGUCAUUUACUAGGCAUUUUCCAAUGAAAGGACAUGUUAUAGCAGAAGAUCACUCAUGUGCACUGAUGUCAUAGGUUUUGCUGAAGUACAUCUCGGGAAAUGUAUUGGUGUACAUUUACAUAGCUAAUGAACUAUUCAGAGUAAUUUAAAGCACAGGAAUUGCUUGGAGCGAAAGCCAGCACACACACUGGCACUCCAGCACCUGAGCUCUAUACACCUGCCUUACGCUACACCCAAGAUGGUCUGCUUGGUUUGCCCCAGCCUUGGGGCUUUUUUGUUUCCUUUUCUAGAAAGUUUUGUGAAAUUUUAGAAAUGGUAAGAAGCUUUUGGAGAAACUUUAUUUAAAAGCAUUGCAGGAAGUGAUUUCAUACCUGAUGAUGUGAGAGAGGGAAAGGGGAAGAUGCAUACUGCAAGGCUUCAUGGGAAAAAGCACUAAUCCCCAGCAGCAUCUUUGUCAUGUUUCUUCUGGGUGCUCCUAUGCUCAGAAGAAGCAAGGGAAUAUCAUCAGAUCAGUGCCCUUGUAAAAAAAAAAAAACGCUUCCUGUCAUUUUUAGGUUUAUUAAGCAACAGCCACCAAGUUGUUUAGUUAUUCGCUGGGGCUUCCCAAGUACAUUUCCUUUUGGUUUUUUGUGUGGCUGAUAUUCUGUACAUUUGAACU
Messenger RNA from Megalops cyprinoides (Indo-Pacific tarpon), 2060 nucleotides. RefSeq names its product RAD51 recombinase (gene rad51). Gene Ontology annotation, molecular function: double-stranded DNA binding; ATP-dependent DNA damage sensor activity; DNA strand exchange activity. The coding region runs from base 196 to 1212 and encodes 338 amino acids. Gene Ontology annotation, biological process: mitotic recombination; reciprocal meiotic recombination; DNA recombinase assembly. The transcript has 10 exons. NCBI's taxonomy places the organism in Eukaryota, Metazoa, Chordata, Actinopteri, Elopiformes, Megalopidae. Gene Ontology annotation, cellular component: condensed nuclear chromosome. The record is from RefSeq and is a predicted model, not a curated record.